Molecule: messenger RNA, 1821 nt
Organism: Lemur catta (Ring-tailed lemur)
Lineage: Eukaryota; Metazoa; Chordata; Mammalia; Primates; Lemuridae
Gene: NOXA1
Product: NADPH oxidase activator 1
Exons: 12
Coding region: 202-1728 (508 amino acids)
Biological process (GO): superoxide anion generation
Molecular function (GO): protein binding; superoxide-generating NADPH oxidase activator activity
Source: RefSeq, a predicted model, not a curated record
CCGGACCAGGUGGGAAGGGCCAGGACACACCUGCUGCUGGCAGUGCGCCCCACUCCGCUCGGCCCUUUGCCGAACACCCGGUGCACCUCGGCACCCGUUGGCGCCGCGCAGUACCCCCACCCCGCAGCCUUUCGGUGCCCCGCGGCACCCCUCGGCGCCACUCCCAACCCCGCCUGGCCCGGAAGCGCCGACUGCGCUGCGAUGGCCUCGCUCGGGGACCUGGUGCGCGACUGGCACCGCGGCGCGCAGGCCGUGGAGCGCGGGGACUGGGACGGCGCCCUGCUCCUCUUCUCGCGCGUCCCGGCGCCGCCCGCCAGGAUGUGCUUCAACGUGGGCUGCGUGCACCUGCUGGCCGGGGACACGGACGCCGCGCUGCGGGCGUUUGACCAAGCCGUGACCCAGGACGCCUGCAUGGCCGUUGGCUUCUUCCAGCGAGGCGUGGCCAACUUCCAGCUGGAGAGGUUCCAGGAGGCUCUGUCUGACUUCCGGCAGGCCCUGGCACAGCUGAGGGACAACGCCGCCAUCGACUACACACAGCUGGGCCUGCGGUUCAAGCUGCAGGCCUGGGAGGUGCUGUACAACGUGGCGGCGGCGCAGUGCCGGCUGGGGCUCUGGACUGAGGCGUCCCACAGCCUAGCAGAGGCCACGUCCAAGUGGCCAGAGGGGGCCCAGGACGGCCUAGACACGGCCCUGGCCCAAGUGCAGGCUCAGGGGCUACUGCAGCUGUGGGCCUGGUGGGCCGCUCAGGUCUGCAUCGGCUGGACAACCCCCCCCAGAUACAGGUCCCCCUGCAGCCUCGGCAGGUCCCCAGGGGCGAGAUCUUCCGGCCCCACCGGCGGUACCUGGAGCACCUGGAGCCGGUGGAUUUCCUGGGCAAGGCCAAGGUGGUGGCCUCUGCCCUCCCUGAAGACCGGUGCCCGGGCAUCCAGCCUCAGCAACCGCAGGGCCGGAGCUACAGGCCGCGGAAGAGCCAGUGCCCACCACAGCCCUGCGGAUGCAGAGACAGAGGCAGGGCAGGCUGACCCCCGCCUGUCGGUCUCCUGCCAGGGGCAGAGGCCCCGUGUGGAGCAAGCUGGGGGACAGGUUCCUGCGUCUCCAGGGUUGCUGGCAUCGGGGGGCCCUGUCACUGGCCCCACUGAGGACCCCGCGGGUGCUGGGGGAGCAGCCACCGGUGGCCCCAAGCCCUCAGCCACCGUCACCGUCACCGUGCAGUGUGCCUUCACCGUGGCCAUGGAGGCCCAAAGGGGAGCCGACCUGUCCAGCCUGCGGGCACUGCUGGGGCAGGCCCUGCCUCGCCAGGCCCAGCUGGGGCAGCUCAGUUACCGAGCCCCCGGUGAACGCGGGGAAUGGGUCCCCGUCCCCGGGGAGGAGGCGCUGCAGAGGGCGUGGCUGGACACGGCCGCUGACCCCGGGGGGCUGCAGCUCCAGUGCCAGGUGAGCCGAGGGGUGCGGGCAGGGCAGCCCGGAGGGUGGGGCCUGUCCUCCUGGUGUCCGGCCUGCCCUGCAGCCCCCAUCCCGCCGCAGGGGGUAGGGGGCCGGCCCGUCCUCUACCAGGUGAUGGCCCAGCACAGCUAUGCAGCCCAGGGGCCCGAGGACCUGGACUUCGAGCAGGGGGACACGGUGGACGUCCUGUGUGAAGUGGACCAGGCCUGGCUGGAGGGCCACCACGACGGCCGCGUGGGCAUCUUCCCCAAGUGCUUCGUGGCCCCUGCCCGCCGCCGCCUGUGAGGAGCUCCCCGGCCCUGGGCCCCGGCAGGGAGGGUCAGCCCUGGGAAAUCCUGUGCUCAGGAGGCUUUAAUAAAAACGCCCCCCACGGUGUGG